Messenger RNA from Angiostrongylus costaricensis, 1545 nucleotides. The record is from the annotation of a GenBank genome assembly. NCBI's taxonomy places the organism in Eukaryota, Metazoa, Nematoda, Chromadorea, Rhabditida, Metastrongylidae.
CAGGGUGCGGUGAUUGUCGAUGAACAUAUUGGACAGUGGAAUCCAAACGUCGUUCUUGAGGCUAAUGGACCUAUGUCGACAUUUAUUGUUAUUGAUAAAAAGGUUCGAUUUGUUGGAUUAUCUAGCUACGGACUGAUUUUUGAAGAACCGAAAGGAUUUCUCACUCCUACGAACUUGGACCGUGUUAAUCACGGAUUUAUGCUCACCGUGACCGCUGGAGCAAAACAUUACGUUGAGCAUAUCAAUUGUACUCUUGCAUCUCGGACCGACUUUGAUAGCAUGGAACGGGCCCUUAUUGAUGAGUUGCUGUUUCAGGAUCCUUAUUUUGUUGCCUGUUUCUGCUCGUUGUCUAGUAUCCAGUUGUUAUAUGAUCUUCUCGCCGAUGAAAAUAUUGAAAGUCAAUCAUGUCUGAAUCUGUGUCUCCGUUCGUUACGAUCGAUUCUUCAGUUAGAAGUAAAUGGUAUUACUUGGAGUAGUGCUUCUGCUAUUCUGGUGAGCAAACUAGCUACACUUGUUACGGGAAGAGCUAAACGGGAGGAUUCGAAUGUGGUUUUGAUUGCGCUGAAUAUGAUUGAGCAACUCCUUGUUAAUGGCAGCACCACAAUUCGUUCACUUGUUCUCGAUGAAGUUCCUCCACAAUCUUUGAUUCGUCAUUUGGAAAAGUCAGACGAAAGAGUGGCUCUGGCUGCGUUGUCUCUGAUGAACGCCCUGCAUGACAAAAGUGAUGAGCCCAGUCGAGAACAAAUACAUCUUGAUUCCGUCCCGUUCCGAACCGCAAUAAGUGGAACUGUUCUUCGAGAAGGUCGAGGAUGCGAUGCUGUUCUGCUCAGUCAUCUCGUUCCUCUAGAACGAUUAUUAAUUCAAGAACAUACUAAACAAUUACGAAGUCCUGUAUUGGAAAAUGAAGUAAACAUGCUUCUUGUAAGUUUUUCUAUGCACUUAGUUCAAAUUUCGAUGAUAGGUUCUCUCAGGAAUUAUUUUAGAUUGGUUUCCGAGAAUUCGAUGCGUGUUAGUGGAGCAGCAUGGCAACUGAUACCCGUAUGGUUCCAUUGUAUCUCAAUUGUUGCCACCAUUCUCGGCGUUAUACCCAAUGGUAAGGGUUUCUCCACCUUAAAAGUGGUAACUUUUGAGACAUUCGAUUCUCUCUUUGCCACUACCGUUCAACUUUUUCAUCGUACAUGGCGAGAAAUGCAUGCUUCGCGUGAUGAACAUGAAAAGGUGCAUUCUUCUUUAUAUACUGUUAUCUUUUUUUCAAAAAUACGUUUUGCUUUAAAAGCAAUGCAACCACACGAUGUCGUAUCCCUUUUUCUUCUACAUGUUCUAUUUAGCGAGCUACGAAAUCUUCUAAAGCCAUCUAUCGAACAGCUUAUCCGCAUAAAUCGAAAAAAUAUCUUAAAGCAAGGUUUUACAUUUAGACGUCAAGUUAAGGGUAAAACACCGCAUAAAGGCGAAGGUGAGAAUAUUUCGUUUCUUAUCUUGUUAGAGUUAUAUAUCUCAUUACAUAAACGUUUGGCAGUAAAACUUCAUGUGUUUCCCUCUAACUAG